Messenger RNA from Chinchilla lanigera (long-tailed chinchilla), 1328 nucleotides. RefSeq lists its product as uncharacterized. The record is from RefSeq and is a predicted model, not a curated record. NCBI's taxonomy places the organism in Eukaryota, Metazoa, Chordata, Mammalia, Rodentia, Chinchillidae.
GACAGCUCCCCGCGCGGUGCGAGUCGCGUGGCCCGCGGGCGUCGUCAGCUCCCCGGGCCGCGGCCGGCCGCGUGCGUCGGAGACUCGGAAGGUGGCCGAGGUCUGCGGACUUUGCCAGUUGUGAAAACUCGGAGAAGUCACUGCGUAGGGGAGUCGGUGACAGUCGCUGCGGCUUUGUUUUCCAGAUGCAGAAGAGGAAGCUGGGGGCCCCGGUCCCGGGACUUUUUGGGUAGGCAGCCGCAGAGCUGUGGCCCCGGCUGCCUGCCUUCACCCAGCCACGCCCAGGUUAUGAGCCUGGAUAGUGCUCGUCAGGACUCUGUGGCUUCCUGCAGCAUGAGCUGGGAUGUCAUCCCGCUGGAGCGAGCAGGUACAACGCCUUGUUUGCCAAGCGCCAGUGAGACCUCUGAUAAGAACUUCUGUUCUCGGGGCACUGCAGCUGAGAGCGGGCGUGCUGAAGUUAGACUGGAGCCCCCCCUGGACGGUGGCUUUGCUGGCCAAACAGAAACUGUGUCUCAGGAGGAAGGGAUGGCUGUCUGCUGGAGGAGUCUCCUUGGAUUAGAACCACCAAGAGGGGAUGCACCCACCAUGGACUUCCAGUGCCCCACAGAGCUCCUGGGUGCUCUUCAAGUCUGGCCGAGUCCUGGGGUCCCGGAAGUCCUCACUGGUGACAGGAAGUCUUUCCAAGAAAUAUCAAACCUUAGUAGGAGUAGAAGCUGCUACAGCCCAACCUGGACCUCAACCUUCGGCUCUAAACAGGAGCCAAGUCCUUUCUUCUCAUUUCCAGAAGCAAGUGUGGCCAUGCUGGUCUCUGUGGGAGUCUCAGAGUUACCUGGCCUCCAGGUCACCCCGAAAGUUGGGCCCCUAAUGCCAGGGUCCCGGUGGAGUGUGGGAACCUGGUGUGACUAACACCGGUCAGGCGCAGGAAGCCAUGUCCAUUCCUUCUCCACCUCUUUGGUGGGAGGAGGGAGACCUUCCACAGGGAAGGCAUGGAGGGUCCUGCGGCCAGCCUUCCACCUUCUCAUCAGAAGGAAAGAAGGAGAGGGGAGCACCUCACGUCACCCUGGCUGGAUUUCGCUGUCAUUUUUAUUAAUAUUUAAUUACCCAAAUAAUUCACUUUAAUUGCAGGUUGGGGCACUAUUGUAGCAUAAAUAAUAUAGCAUUCAACCAAGGAGGAAUGGGCUUAUAAGAAAAAUGCAACACUUUAUGGGAAUUUUUAACUUUUUAUUUCAUUUUAGAAUCCCUGAUUUUUAUCAUAGCUGUGCAUUUGAAAUUGAUGAUCUAACAAGCUAUAGAGGUGAAAUUAUAAUAUAAACAUAAUCAUAUACGAU